ACUGCUGUGCGCAAACGCGUCUAUUUUUCACUAUUCGGGAACGUAUCUUGGCAAAUACCAACUAGAAUUGUAUAAUAUUUCGGGAAUCAAUGAGCAUUAUGGCCGAUCCAAUUCAUUCACACUUCUUUUGCUUUCAAAUCUCGCAUGGAAUCAUGUCGUUCGGCACAGCACAUGAAAGACAGGCCGGAAGUAUCCUUACUUCGUCAACUUAUAUAUUGAUAUAGUAUUUUCUACUCCAAUAUUCAUUAUCUUUAUCACUCUUCAUCUUCUCAACUUGAUUCACGUUUUCAUUCACAUAUACCGUGAGAGUUGUGGGAACCCAACAAUGUCUUCAAGUACAGCAGAAACUGCUUCCCAACCGGGUAGAAACCCCACACUUGCCUCAACUUCAUCCUUAGAUGACAAACCUGUGAGACUCGAAGGAUCAGAUGGGGAUGCCUUUACAACAGAUUCUGAGAAGGGUCCAAUAUUCAGCAGCCCAACCCCUGAGCCGGGGCACGUGAGAACUGUUACUGGUUGGAAAUGGAUUCUCGUUUGUGUUGGUUUCUAUGUCGCUACCUUCUUGUAUGGCUUGGACAAUACUAUUGCCGCUGAUAUUCAAUCCGCUGUACUCAGAACUUAUGGCGAUAUUUCAAAGUUAUCUUGGUUGGGUACUGGUUUCCCGCUAGGGUCCAUUGCUACGAUUCUUACUAUGUGAGUAUGACAUCCUUCGAUGAAUAUGUAGAUGCUAAUUAUAUUCUUAGUGGUAAAGCUUAUAGUACUUUCAAUGUCAAGUGGACCCAUAUCAUUUCAGUCGUCAUCUUCAUCGUUGGUAGUGCUGUAUGCGGUGCUGCUCCAAACAUGAAUGCACUCAUUGUUGGAAGAGUGAUUGCUGGUGUAGGAGGAGCUGGCAUGUACCUCGGAACCUUGAAUUUGGUCACCAUCAAUACUACCAUUCAAGAACGUCCUCUUUAUCUUGGGGGUGUUGGUAUUAGUUGGGGUCUUGGAACGAUUCUUGGCCCUGUGAUUGGAGGAGCUUUUGCAGAUUCAGGAGCAACUUGGAGAUGGGUAAGUAUCCUGCUAAAAAGUCAACUCACAAAUACUAACAGGCUGAUAAGGCUUUCUAUAUCAAUCUCGUCAUCUUUGGUAUCGCAGUGCCGGCUCUUCUCCUGAUCCCAUCAUUCGAUCCACAGCCUGACCUGGACAUAUUCCACAAAGUCAAGCAUAUUGACUGGAUUGGAGCUCUAUUGAACGCUGGUCUCUUUACCUCAUUCGUCAUUGCUCUUACCUUUGGUGGUGCCAACUGGGCCUGGAAUGAUGGUCGGACCAUUGGUACAUUCGUCGCCUGUGGUGUCAUCUUCAUCCUUUUUGCAAUCCAACAACAAUUUUGCAUUUUCACCACACCCGAGGAUCGACUAUUCCCAGUCCAAUUCCUCAAAUCACGAACUAUGAUUCUCCUGUUCAUCUGUACCGCAGCAGCAGGAACAGCACUCUUCGUUCCUAUCUUUUAUAUUCCCCUCUUCUUCCAAUUCUCCAAAGGAGAUGAUGGUAUUGAAGCCGCUGUCAGACUCCUGCCACUUAUCGUCCUCUAUAUUGUAACCGUCAUGUCACAAGGAAUACUCAUGCCCAAAGUAGGCUAUUACUGGCCGUUCUUCGUUCUCUGGGGCAUGUUUGCUCUCAGUGGAGGUGCCGCAAUGACCACAGUCACCACCUCCACAAACGCAGGUUCCAUCUACGGUUGGAGUAUCCUCAUCGCCAUUGGUUGCGGUAUGAUCACCCAAGCCUCAUACAGUAUCGCACCCGCUAUCCUCGGCCGUGAUGAUCGUGGCCAAGAAGUCCCUGACUCCAUUGGAUAUAUCAAUGUAGCUCAAAUCGGUGGUGUAGUCAUCGGUCUCACGGUCUCUGGUACAGUAUUUCAGAGUACGGCAUUUAGAAAUGUUAAUGCGGCAUUCGAAGGCCAGCACUUCUCGGCAGACCAAAUCAGAAGUGCAAUUGCCGGAUCCCAAAGUGCACUAUUUCAAAGUGUGUCGCAGGAACUGAGGGAUAAGGCGAUUGAGGGUAUUGUGCAGGCGAUCGAUCAAACUUAUUAUUUGGUAGUGGCUGGUGCGGCUUUGACAUUAGUGUUGAGCUUCCUGUUGAAGAGAGAAAAGUUAUUUAUGAAGAUGGCGGCUGUAGGAGGAUAGAUGACGGGAUAGACCAAGAAAUAUCUGGAUAAGGUGGGUGGGAAUCUGGUUAAGGUAGAUGCCUAAUGGUGUUCAUUAAUGAUCAUACGAUUGGACGAAUUACACUGCAUCGCUUGCGGAUAUCAGGACAAACCUAAUAUCUGGAGCUCUUUGGGAUGGCGUUAGAAGAUAUAUUCAUAUCUAGGAAGGGAAGUCAAUGCUUGCAUGCUGUUGGAUUAUGGAAUUAUAAG
Sclerotinia trifoliorum is the source of this 2392-nucleotide messenger RNA. The record is from the annotation of a GenBank genome assembly. Lineage: Eukaryota; Fungi; Ascomycota; Leotiomycetes; Helotiales; Sclerotiniaceae.